CUGGGCGGGGACGCCCGCGGUGACUUCCUGUGUGGAAUUGCUGAGGGGUAACUUGGCGCGUCACUGCCAUGGACCCCUUCCUGGUACUGCUGCACUCGCUGUCCGGCAGCCUGUCGAACAGCGAUCUGAUGGAGCUAAAGUUCCUGUGCCGUGAGCGCGUGGGCAAACGAAAGCUGGAGCGCGUGCAGAGUGGCCUGGACCUGUUCUCAGUGCUGCUGGAGCAGAACGAUCUGGAGCGCGCCCGCACCGGGCUGCUGCGCGAGCUGCUGGCCUCGCUGCGCAGACACGACCUACUGCAACGCCUAGACGACUUCGAAGCGGGGACCGCGGCCGCGGCCUCGCCGGGGGAGGCAGAUCUGCGGGUGGCAUUUGACAUCGUGUGUGACAAUGUGGGGAGAGACUGGAAGAGACUGGCCCGUCAGCUGAAAUUGUCUGAGGCCAAAAUUGACGGGGUUGAGGAGAGGUAUCCCCGAAGCCUGAGUGAUCAGGUAAGGGAGACUCUGAGGGUCUGGAAGAUUGCCGAGAGGGAGCAAGCCACGGUGGCUGGACUGGUCAAGGCACUGCGGGGCUGCCGGCUGAACCUGGUGGCUGACCUGGUGGAAGAAGCAGUGCAGGCCCAGGGGUCUGUGAGUGAGAGUGAGGUUGUGUCCCCAGUGCUGUGGGACCCAACCGUGUCUUCCUCAGAAGCACUGUGACCAGCCUGCUGCUCCUGUCAGGAGUCACUGUGGACUUGAUACACUCUGUGCUGCAUCACCAAGUGCCUUGGUUCCCAGUGCCAAGAAAGAAGACCUUGUGGAUCCAGGCCAGAGCCCGCUCACAAGCUUGAACUGGCUCCUGAAGCAAAGCUGUAUGUAUAGAACCUCUGCUCCCUGAGCUUUGGGGACACAUGGAGGUUUCCCUUCAUGUUCUCCACUGCUGCUCCUUCCCCUGAGAGAAGUCCCUGGUCUCGCAAGGAGGAAGUUGGAGCUAAUGGCACACGUGUUGAAAGUUUGAGAGCCUUCCUGUUGUUCCCCGGGGAAGGACACCAACUCAGUCCAGAGCACUUGGCUGCCUCACAGUUGGGCCCGAGGACAUCUGUCCCAUUUCCUUGGAGGCCAUCAGAGAACAGCACCUGCCGCCCAAACAAGUGGUCCUUGCAGGAGCCUGGCACACCUCACCCUGGCACAUCAGCUCCUGCGAGCACUGAUUCUAAAAUGCAUUGUCUCCCCAAAUUGCUGCCUCCGGGAAGGACUGCUUUAAAGGGUGGCCUCCCUGUUUCUACCAUGGCCUUCAGACAAGUGCCCUGGGCCUAGAUGUGGGGGCUCCCUCUGAAAUCCUAGCACUUGAGAGUUGAGAAUUGCUGCACUCCAUGGCAACGUGAAUGAGAGCUACACAGGAGACCGUCUCACACAAACAAAAGCAAGUGUCUCUACCUGGAAACACCUGUCGCCCAGGAUUUCCCCUAUGUUAAGGACCCUUCUAAUCUCAGAAGUAGGGCAGGCUGACUACAGUGUCCUUACAGCCCUAGGUGCUAGUUGUGAAUGGGGUGGUGGGAUUUCCUGUCUGGUUUGCUUCACAUCAGCAAGGGGCCCUGACUUGCCACACCUAUGGCUGGGUACACCUUUGAUCAUAGCACUCAGGGAGAUAGAGGCGGGUGGAUCUCUGAUCUGUUAGUUCGAGAACAGCCUAGCCUACAUAACAAACUACAGACCAGCUGAGACCAUGUGGAAAGACACUGUCUCAGAAGUUCAUGUCUGGAGUUGAGGCUCCCAGACACAGCGUUCACCUGACAGUGAAGAGCGGCACUUCAUGUCCUAACCCUAGUGUUCGCUUCACCAAUGGCAGCCUGGGGCCUGUGCUCUAACAUGGGUCAAAGGCACUGAGGUCCUGUGCCCUCCUUUUCUCCUCUCUGCUCCACCCACCCCACCAGGCAGAUGACCCCUCAGCACACGUGGGAUCUCCUCACCCCCUUCCCCGUUAUUGUUGGUCCCUUCACUACUGCAUUCCUUGGGCUGCACCCUCCCCAGCCUUGGGCCUACUGUGCUUUUCAGUCCAACACUAUCCCUCUGGCUGAUCUGCCUUGCUCAAACUCUUGGCCAUCGAGGCCUCUCCUGACCACUCUGGGGACUCGUCCAGUUUUCUCUGACCUCAUAUCCCACCUGGCUGUAGCCACAACCCUCUUAUCUUGGCUCCCUAGUAUAUGCAGAGGCCUGGUCAAAGGUCUCUGGUGGGUGUUUGCUGUGCUCCUCUCUAGUCUCUCCUCCUUUCCCCCCAUUUUGAGGGUUUUUGGUUUGUUUGGAAAUAGGGUGUCAUGUAACCCAGAUAUAACUUAGGUUGGCCUUAUAACUGAAGUGACCUUGAACUCCUUCCUGAUCAUCCUGCCUCUGCUUCUCAAGUGCCAUGGUCACCAGUGUGCAGUCUCACCCAGGCCCAAGUCUUUAGGGCCCACACUCUAGGCAGCCUGGACAACCCCACUGAGACUCUUGCUGAUGCCUUUUAAGUGUCCUGUGGCAAGUCACAGACUGGUGGACUUGGAUGUCACUUUUUUUUUUUAAUAGCUCAGGAGUCCCUCCCCUCAAGUGACAGUUUAGUAUCGGGUCUCAGUUGCUGCUGCUACAGAUCUUGUGGGCUACCACAGGAAUUUAUCCCUUUGUACAGAGUCCCUUCAACCAUGUUGGGGGAUUAAAGCAUGGGUAUCAUCAGGGACAGCACUCCACAAAUCUACAUCUACCCAGCUUGUGCCCAGAUUUGUCCUGGACGCGUCAACAUAGUCCCACUCUCCUGUUAAUAGCCAGUCAGAGCCCACACUCACCUUGCCUACCCUUCACUCCUCAGCUCCUAGCAGGACCUUGGCUCCUGCCCAUCCCCCACCAAGGGUUGGAACCACAGACCCGCCUGUUCCUAGAAGCCAGCUGCCCUGCAUAUUUUUAGCUUCCUAUUUUUGAAUUCCACAAUCAUUUCUGAGUCAUCCAGCUGACUGCCUUCUGGUCACAAGGUCCCUGUGUGGACCAUAUUUCAAACCAGACAGUGGAACAUGAUGUGAUGGAAUGUGUGAUGUAGCCACCAUGGACCAUGGCCUUCUAGUAGCUGAUGUAAAGGCAGUACUGGUUUGCUAGAAGAUGUGGGCUAGGAAGCCCACACAAUCCCAGGUCAUGUGCUGAGUGGAGGCUGGCCUGAGGGAUACUUGCCAGCCACAGGACUCAUUAUCACCAAGGCUUCACUGAGCCAAAGCCAAGUGACAGGGCUGGAGGUUUUUGGGUGUGGCUAGAACAGCAUGGCGGGCAUAUGUGUGGAAGUCCACAGCUCCCAGACUCCCAAAGUUUAAAUGGACUGUAGAGAUGAUGUAUAGUCCUUGUCCGUCAAAAUAAAGCAGGCAUGCUGCUCGUUCCUGGUGUCCCAACACUGGAGACUGAGGCAGGAGGAUCGCUGCAUUUUAAAACCAUCCUGGGCUACACAGACCUCAUCUCAAACAAAAAGCCAGGUGUGGCGUGGUGUAUCCACCUGUAGUCCCAGCACUUGGGAGGCUGAGUGGGAGGGGUAGUUCCAGGCAGGGGCUAAUGAAUCCAAGUCCAGUGUAAGCUGCAUGAGACCCUAUCUCAAAAAACCACCAACCCCACAGCCCAAAAAACCCCACACUGCAUAUUUGGGUAGGCACAGGACUCCUAUAGAGUGCAGAAGACAAGUCCCUGUGUUCAAUAGUGACUGCAGCAGGUCAAUUCCAACACUUCAGGUCCCUGAACUGUGUGCUAGUUAUAGUUAGAUGGGCCUGUUGUGUGUUUUCUCAGCUGGUCGAUGUGCACCUAAUUACAUUGCUAACUUGAAGUCUGGGAGAUCUCAGUCCAGUUUUUUGUAUAGCCACGUUCUACUGGUAGUGAAAGCACGGGGCACUGGCACUUUCCCAUGGGUCUCUUGGCUGGAGGCAUAGGACACAGCUAGUGCCCUCCAGAAGAGGUCAUCAGUUAGCACACAUACACUACAUUCCUCUCUCUCUUGCCUGCUCACAGCCAAAACCCAGCUCAUACACCUGAUGGCAGCUGAAACUGUCACCAACUUGGCUAUAGACCCCAGGCUAGUCUUGUUCCUACCAUCCUUGUAUCCUUGACGGACCAAUCAGGCCCAUCCCAGCACCUUCUAAGUAAAGUCUGCUUCUUCUGAGUUUGCACAGACACAUUGAAAGAUCCGUGUGUCCCCUGGCUUUCCCACCAGGCAGGAAAAACACAUGCAAAGAUGCUGAGGUUUCUUUUCACUAGGCCAACUUGGGCAGGGAUAGUCGCCCUCCAGGAUCAAGUGUGUCUAUUGGUGCUAUGCCCAUCCAUGGUUCUCCUACAGCCCUGGCCCAGGACACAGAGGAGAUGCUCCCCACUUGCCAUAUUACCUCAGGCCCCUGGAAGGGUAGAACUCCCCAAGUAAAUCAAUGGCUGCUUUCACAAGCUCAUGCUGUAACAGACCUCCAGACCUUAGCACAACUGACUCCAUGAAAGAAGUGCCAUUCAGACUAACACUGAGCACAUAGACAGCAUCACCUGUCAAAACAAAAACAAAGACCUAAUCCUUUAAAGUCCAUAGUUCUA
Peromyscus maniculatus bairdii (prairie deer mouse) is the source of this 4550-nucleotide messenger RNA. It is a transcript of the gene Fadd, whose product is annotated as Fas associated via death domain. The record is from RefSeq and is a predicted model, not a curated record. Gene Ontology annotation, biological process: regulation of apoptotic process; positive regulation of innate immune response; extrinsic apoptotic signaling pathway. Gene Ontology annotation, molecular function: death receptor binding; caspase binding. Gene Ontology annotation, cellular component: CD95 death-inducing signaling complex. NCBI's taxonomy places the organism in Eukaryota, Metazoa, Chordata, Mammalia, Rodentia, Cricetidae.